AUGUUCAUUGUGUUUGGCAAUGUUUUUGCAAGCACUUCAAGGCGGGAAAGCAUGUUCUCUGAGGAGGUGCCAGGUUUCAUCCCCUGUGCACCACGGAAGAUGUGCCUGGCCGACAAGCUCCAACUUUCAAAGCUAGCUCAGAAAGUUCGCCAGGCCAAGGAUCGGGCCUCCCGCAGCGCGAAGCCUGGCAUCCAUUUCUAUGGAGUGAAAUUGGUUCAUAUCUCGUGGCCGGAUGCUGAUGACUUGCUAAGCAAUGCCUUGGAAUUUGACAACGAGGUUGAAGGACCCUGGCCUUUAGGACGACGUGCUGCCUUGCAGAUCAGGUGGAUCAGCGACCACAUCCAGUUUCGAAUACUUCCUUACGAACUGGCACAUGCUGACAUGAUGGGGAUCGGUCCAAUACCUCCCAUCACAAAGACGCCACAG
Molecule: messenger RNA, 426 nt
Organism: Durusdinium trenchii
Lineage: Eukaryota; Dinophyceae; Suessiales; Symbiodiniaceae
Source: the annotation of a GenBank genome assembly